GCUGCUUCUCUUCCGCUCGCUUUUUCUGUGCGUCUGCAAUCUACAGUUUGCUUCACAGCCGGGUGGUGUGGCUGAGUUCUGUCCUGUCUGCUGAUAACAGGGCUGUCGUGAGCAUGACAGAAGAAACGUGCCCCUUCUCGAAUGCCGAAAUUCCGGUUUUGUUCAAAAUUUUGGCCUUCAUUGGUGCUGCUUUUAUAGCUUUUGUUCUCCUGCGUUUUUUUAUUUCAUUAUGCCGUGGGAUCUACACGUGUUUCGUGGGGCAGCUUCUAGGAUUUACCAUAGACCUCAGGAAGAUGGGAGAAUGGGCAGUUGUUACUGGCGCCUCAGAUGGCAUUGGCAAGGCAUAUGCUGAGGAGCUUGCAAAGCGAGGUCUCAACGUGGUUCUCCUCAGCAGGACCCUCGAGAAACUGCAAAGCGUUGCAGCUGACAUUGAAAAGGCAACCAAUGUCAGGACCAAAGUUGUAGCUGUGGACUUUACUGGUGAUAUAAGCAUCUACGACACCAUCAGGAGAGAACUUGAGGGCCUGGAAGUUGGAGUCUUGGUGAACAACGUUGGUAUGAGCUUCCCCUAUGCAGAAUAUUUUACGCUGGUUCCCGAAGGUGACAAGCUGAUGGACCAAAUGAUCAAAGCAAACUGCACUGCUGCCACAAUGAUGAUGCGCAUCGUUCUUCCCGAGAUGGAGAAGCGCAGGCGAGGAGUCAUCAUCAACGUGUCGUCAAUCUCCGCAAUGUUUCCGCUGCCACUGCUCAGCACUUACGCCGGUACCAAGGCCUACAUGGACUAUAUUUCCCAAGCUGUACAUGCAGAGUACAAGGAUCGUGGCAUCUUUAUUCAGUCGGUGAAACCCGCGUUUGUGUCGACCAAGAUGUCCAAGAUUCGAAAGGUCAGCUACGAUGUUCCCACACCCACCACUUAUGUCACAGAGGCACUUCGCACCGUGGGCAUAGAACACAGCACCUAUGGGUAUCUCCCGCAUAAAUUGAGGGGCUACAUGCAGGAGGCCAUGAGGGCUUGGUUGCCGGAUUGUCUUCUGAUGAAGAUUUCCAAGGAUUCACUCCAAGCCAUCCGCAAAGGUUAUUACAAGAAGAAAGGAAUGACAGACACCUUCCUCGGUUCGAAGUCUUCCGCUGAGGGGAGCGGAGAAAAGAAGAGUUCCUAAUGUAAAACAUUUCAAGAAAAUAAGAAAAGGAAGAACAAAGUUCUAACCGGUGGUUUGUGGCAGCAUUUCAAUGCUGUUUUUUUGGGUGGACAGUACUUGUGAUGGAGCUUUUGUUGUGACAUACGAUGUCACUUGUGUUGUUUGUCUGGUACCUUUUUAUGCUUAUGUUAAGCUUGUGUUCACAUUCCUUCGAGAUUAAUGCUUGACUUUGUAACCUUAAACAAUAAAUGGGGUUACUUUUUUUCUGCA
Messenger RNA from Ornithodoros turicata, 1409 nucleotides. RefSeq names its product very-long-chain 3-oxoacyl-CoA reductase-like. Bases 114 to 1160 code for a protein of 348 amino acids. Gene Ontology annotation, cellular component: endoplasmic reticulum. NCBI's taxonomy places the organism in Eukaryota, Metazoa, Arthropoda, Arachnida, Ixodida, Argasidae. Gene Ontology annotation, molecular function: oxidoreductase activity. The record is from RefSeq and is a predicted model, not a curated record. The transcript has 10 exons.